AUCCAAUCCAUGAAAGCAUAAAGGGAGGUCACUCUAAAAAUAAUGUCGUUCAAAAUUGCUUUGAUACAACUUGCGGUAUCUGCAACAAAAGCUGAUAACUUAAAACGGGCAUCACAAUUAGUCUCACAUGCAGCAAAGGAAGGAGCUAAACUUGUAUCUCUUCCAGAGUGCUUUAACUCGCCGUAUGGAACUUCUUAUUUUCCGGAAUAUGCCGAAAAAAUUCCAGGAACCUCUUCUCAUUCUUUGGCAAGCAUGGCAAAGGAUAAUGAAAUCUAUCUAAUCGGUGGAUCCAUUCCGGAGGAAGAAAAUGGAAAACUGUUCAAUACUUGCUGUGUAUUUGAUCCCAAAGGCGAAAUAAUUGCCAAACACAGGAAGAUCCAUUUAUUUGACAUCGAUGUUCCUGGAAAAAUCAGAUUCCAAGAAUCCGAGACUUUGAGCCCUGGAAACAGUUUUACGAUGUUCGAUACACCUUACUGCAAAGUAGGGGUUGGGAUUUGCUAUGAUAUAAGAUUUCCAGAGCUGGCACAGGUCUAUGCAAAAGAGAAUUGCAAACUAUUGGUGUAUCCUGGUGCUUUCAAUAUGACAACUGGUCCCGCUCACUGGGAGUUAUUGCAGAGAGGACGUGCACUAGAUAACCAACUAUAUGUUGCCACGGUUUCUCCAGCUCGUGACACAGGGGCUAGUUAUGUGGCCUGGGGCCACAGCAGUGUUAUUAACCCUUGGGGACAAGUUAUAGCAACAACAGAAGACGAAGAGACUGUUCUGUUUGCUGUUAUUGAUCCAGCAUACGUGAACGAGGUGAGGGAACAGAUUUCUAUUGGAAAGCAGAAACGUGAUGAUAUGUAUACACUGGACUGGAAAAAGAUAUAAAAAUUACAAUUAUCAGUGUUAUGCGCUACUAAACUUAGUAUUCAUUUGGUGUCUACGAUGGGAAAUCCAAAAUUAUUCUUUUCUUCUUUUCCCAUCGUCAUCAAUCAUUGCUAAGGGGACGACCAUUGGAUUCAGAAGGGGGGGGGGCAAUUUUUUUGAGUCAGAUUAUUCAUUGUCAUGCCAGUCAAGGACAGAUUAUUUAUUUUCAGACGACCAAGGACAGAUUAUUUUUUUCACCGAAAAAAGUUU
Messenger RNA from Saccostrea echinata, 1119 nucleotides. RefSeq names its product omega-amidase NIT2-like. Lineage: Eukaryota; Metazoa; Mollusca; Bivalvia; Ostreida; Ostreidae. Gene Ontology annotation, biological process: L-glutamine metabolic process; oxaloacetate metabolic process. The record is from RefSeq and is a predicted model, not a curated record. Gene Ontology annotation, cellular component: mitochondrion. Gene Ontology annotation, molecular function: omega-amidase activity. The coding region runs from base 43 to 870 and encodes 275 amino acids. The transcript has a single exon.